UCCCACAGAGCAAUGCAUUAAGAUUUGAGCUUUUUUCGAAAUAGUAUUAGCCCCACAUCGCUCAUAAUGUCUUCCGAUCUCUCUGGCAUACUCCCUCGUGUUCUCAUCGUUUCUCGACGAACGCUUCGCAAGAACAAGUUCGUGGAUUUCGUCGGGGAAUACCAUCUUGAUCUGAUAGUGAGCUAUGGCGCAGUACCUGUGAUCGUGCCUCGCGUUUCCGGGGUCCAAUCCUUGCUAACCAGCUUCGAGCCGAUCCAUGGCGUUCUUCUCUGCGAGGGAGAAGACAUCGAGCCAUGUUGGUACCAGCAAGACGACGAUAAUGGCUCUGCUCUCUCCCCAGAAGAGUUGGAAGAAAUCAGAAGGCUUCAUUCCAGCGAUACCUCCAUCGACAAAGAAAAAGACUCCAUCGAGUUGAGCCUCGCCAGAUUCUGCCUCGAGAGGAACAUUCCCUAUCUGGGUAUCUGCAGGGGCUCCCAGGUUCUCAAUGUCGCGUGUGGGGGUACCCUCUACCAGGACAUUGGGAAAGAGCUUUCAAAAGGGUGUGCGGAGAGUGAUAGAGUGAUGCACAUGAACUACGAUGAUUACGAUGGCCAUAGACAUGGCGUGAAGCUCGUAAAAAGCACCCCUUUGUGGAACUGGUUUCAUGAGGAAGGUGGAGAAGGAGAAGAAGAAGAAGAGAGGGAGAUUUUGGUUAACAGUUACCACCAUCAAGGGGUGAAGAGGUUAGCACAACGUUUCGUUCCAAUGGCUUUUUCUGCGGAUGGUUUGAUCGAAGGGUUUUAUGACCCUGAUGCUUAUAACCCCGAAGAUGGGAAAUUUAUCAUGGGAUUGCAAUUUCACCCUGAGCGUAUGAGAAAGCCUGAUUCUGAUGAAUUUGAUUACCCCGGUUGCCCCUUUGCUUAUAAGGAAUUUGUGAAGGCUGUGAUUGCUUAUCAGAAGAAGCUGAACAAUUUAACAUCAGUGCCAAAGCCUGUGAAACUCAACAGGGAAAUGGAGAACAAGAGGAAAAUCAUAGUGCGUAGCUUUUCACUUGCGAAAAACCUAUACACAACUGGGCGUGGGAAUUGGUCCUCUAGAGAUUCUGAACUUGAAGCUGGAGCAGAGUUUUUGGAGUCGAACACAGUGUUGAGCGUGCAGCAAGAGAAUCGGUUGAAGCAGAUGGGAGCAACAGUGAGGAAUGCAGGUUCGUAUGUGGAGAGACUGAAACUGAACGAAGGAAGAGAAAAAAUGGCGAAAAACGUAAUGGGGAAGAUGACGGUGGAGCAACUUUCUGAGCUUUUGACUUUCUACAGCACCAUGGGACAGAUUUGCUCUCAGGUUUUGGAGAGAAAGGUGCAUGACGUUAUGAAUGACUUCAGUUGUUGACACCAACUUUGUUUCCUCGUGCCAUGCAACAUUGGUUGUUGUUCUUUUUUAUGUCUUUUAGCGUGUGACUCGUCGCAUGAAUCUCGUACAUAUUUCAACUUUUGGCUUGGUUUCCUCUCCGUGAGAGUGAUUUUAAUGGAUUCUUAUUACCUUUUAUUUUUAGUUUCCAGUGUUGUAAUUAUAAGACAGUCUUUGUUA
Molecule: messenger RNA, 1563 nt
Organism: Vigna unguiculata (cowpea)
Lineage: Eukaryota; Viridiplantae; Streptophyta; Magnoliopsida; Fabales; Fabaceae
Product: putative glutamine amidotransferase GAT1_2.1
Cellular component (GO): cytosol
Molecular function (GO): hydrolase activity, acting on carbon-nitrogen (but not peptide) bonds, in linear amides
Source: RefSeq, a predicted model, not a curated record